AUGUUUAACAUUUUAAAUUUUUCCAAAAAAACAGCGACCUGGCCCAUAGUGCAUUGUAUCGAAAACAUUUAUUAUUCAUUUAUUAGUUCGGAUCCUGUAAUAACUAAACGACUUCUAUGUUGACUAAUGCCUCGGUAUAUUUAUAUAUAGCGCAUAAUCUGCAGAAUAGUUAGUCAGAGCAAGCGAGCAAAAGCGAAUAUAGCUUUAAAUAUAUGCAAAAAAUAAUAACUAAGCCCAUUGGGAAUAUAACUUUUGAGCGAGUAGUAGCAGUCAAAAAGUACAAUUAAAAUGUUUCGGUAUAUUGUUUUUUCCGUUCUGCUGCUUCAAAUGCUGGUGCAAACGAAACUGGUUGAAUCAACUACGCUUAGCACUCGUCUAGAGUACAAGACAAUAGAUUUCGUGCCGCAGGAAUAUGUAGCCCAGUUAAAACCGUUCGAAUUAAUUGGUCGUAAGUUUUAUUUCAUUGCAAACAAGAAACUCAACUGGUUUCAAGCGGCACAGGAAUGUCGCCAAAAAGGCGGUAAUCUAAUUAACCUGAAAAUGGAAGAGGAAAGGCUACUUAUAGGGCUUCGACUGAAUGUAAGUCAAAGCUAUUGGCUGGACAUUAAUCGACUGGGUCAAGAGGAAUAUGUUUCGAUUGCGACGGGUCUACAGACUGGCUAUGAGAAAUGGAUCGACGAGGAUGUGCAGCAUGUGAAGGACCCCCAUAAAAUGGAUGAAGAAUUAAAUUGUGUGGUCUUAGUAAGCGAUUACGAAGAUGGUUUUGUGAUGAAGCAGGCGCACUGCCUGGAGAAGGCAAACUUUAUUUGCCAACUAUCCUCACCCCGCACUAUUUCCAUUGUGGUGUGGUAAUAUGAUAUGCUCAAAAUAUGCGUACAAACAAAAAUCAGGCAUUUGCUGGAUUACCGAAUUAAGAAAAUAAACUUAUACAUAUUUUGUUUAAUUAAAUUAAAAUAUAAUCAUUCCCGAACCAACUCAAUUUUUGACCCAGUCAAGCCCUUAGACUCAAUUCGUAUAUCUGGUUAAAAGAUUAAAAAGCACUUGUUUCUUAGAUAUUAAAAUGCUCUUGAUAAUGGAUAUUUGAUUAAAUAAUACAAAUAAAUCUAUUUAAAGUGACA
Messenger RNA from Drosophila montana, 1118 nucleotides. Its product is annotated as C-type lectin 37Db-like. NCBI's taxonomy places the organism in Eukaryota, Metazoa, Arthropoda, Insecta, Diptera, Drosophilidae. The record is from RefSeq and is a predicted model, not a curated record. The transcript has 2 exons. Bases 289 to 852 code for a protein of 187 amino acids.